This is a messenger RNA of Miscanthus lutarioriparius, 327 nucleotides long. NCBI's taxonomy places the organism in Eukaryota, Viridiplantae, Streptophyta, Magnoliopsida, Poales, Poaceae. The record is from the annotation of a GenBank genome assembly.
AUGUACAAGUGGAGCUCGAUGCAAUGGUACUUGCAAAAGCCGUUGUCAGAUGGCCCCAAUAAGAAACCGGUGCCCAUACAGGUGGCGACGAAGUUGGCGUCCAUCAGGAAACCCACCUUCCUGGCACCGUCGCCGGAGACGUAUGCCCGCGCCGCCGUCCGCUACAUCGGGUACGAGCCGCGGUGCACGCCGUACUGGGGGCACGCACUGGUGUGGCUCCUCAUCUCCCUUGUGCCCGAGCCUAUCGCCGACAGGAUGUUCCUAAACAGGUCCAUCAGCAUCCGCGCCAAGGGCCGCGCCAAAGAAGCUAAGAAGAAGGCGCAGUGA